GUAGCGGUGCCGCCCGCGCCGCGCCGCGCUCCCGCACACGACAACUUUACAAACGGACACGCGAAACUGUUUUCUUUUUAAAUUAACUUUUAUCUCGGCGCCGGCAGUAGCCGUGCAGUAGCGGCGGCGGCGGCCAGUGAGUGCCUGUGUCGGACACGCGGUGACAGUGAGUGUAGACAAAUGCCGAUUUCUAAACGUGUUAAACGUUCGGCCGCUAAUCACGCGCGCGUAACCGUGUUUCAAAAAUAAAACGUUGCCGAUUCGAAACCGGAGCACCUCGAAGGUUAAUGACAAAAUAAAAACCGUGCAUUAAAUUAUGUGUCUAAACGACGCCAACCUGGAUUCCACCCUUGUAUUGUUGACACCACAAACCAUCUAGCCGCUGAUGACUCCGAAUAAAAGCACGCGAACCAAUAGAUAAACAAAACAGUGCUCACAAUAAUGAAACGAAGAAAACAUGACACAAGUGAUAUCACAACUCAAGUUCAUAAAAAUACCAAAAAAGUUCCACCAACGUAAACGUAAGUAGAGGGACCCUACACUGCCAGACAAGUGCCUUACAACAACGAACGAUAAACUACGAACUAAGCUAAACCUGGUGCUCGAAACAAUAAUAGAGUAACAAAUAAUGCUAGUGAGAAGCGAACACAAAAAGAGACUCGAUCUAAAAGUACUAAAAUGUUAGACGUUUUCCGCGGGUUAAAGAAUCUUAUUAAAGUGAACUAUAUACACAUCGACUCGCCGGUAUUCAGACUGCACUAUUCGAUAACCGUGAUCCUGCUGAUCUCGUUCAGCCUGAUAGUGACGACGCGGCAGUACGUGGGCAACCCCAUCGACUGCAUCCACACGAAGGACAUCCCCGAGGACGUGCUCAACACGUACUGCUGGAUCCACUCCACCUACACGCUGAAGAGCUUCUUCAACAAGAAGGUGGGCGUGGAGGUGCCUUACCCCGGCAUCGGCAACAGCCGCGAGAAAGGCAAAGAAGAUAUGAGCGACAGGAAGAUCUACAAAUACUACCAAUGGGUGUGCUUCUGCCUAUUUUUUCAGGCAAUGCUGUUCUACGCGCCGCGCUGGCUGUGGAAGUCAUGGGAGGGCGGCAAGAUCCGCGCUCUGAUGAUGGACCUGGACGUCGGGGUCUGCACCGAGAUCGAGAAGAAGACCAAGAAGAAGCUAAUCCUGGACUACCUCUGGGAGAAUCUGCGGUACCACAACUGGUGGGCUUACCGGUACUAUCUGUGCGAGGGGCUCGCUCUUGUCAAUGUUAUAGGGCAAAUGUUCCUGAUGAACCGGUUCUUCGACGGCGAGUUCAUGACCUUCGGGCUGGACGUCAUAGCCUACAUGGAGUCCGACCAGGAGGACCGCGUCGACCCCAUGAUAUACAUAUUUCCCAGGAUGGUGAAAUGCACUCUGUUCAACAAGUUCGGGUCAUCUGGCGAGGUGGAGCGCCACGAUGCGCUGUGCAUCCUGCCACUGAACGUGGUCAACGAGAAGAUCUACGUCUUCCUUUGGUUCUGGUUCGUCAUCCUCGGCCUGCUCACCUUCGUCACGCUGCUCUACCGGCUCGUGAUCAUCUUCUCGCCGCGCAUGCGCGUCUACAUGAUGCGCAUGAGGUUCCGGCUCGUGCGCCGCGACAACGUCGACACCAUCGUGCGCCGCAGCAAGAUGGGCGACUGGUACUUGCUGUACAUCCUCGGCGAGAACCUAGACUCGGUGAUAUUCCGAGACAUCAUGCACGAGUUCGCCAACAAGCUGAAUCACAACUACCAGCACCACAUCCAUGGCGUGCCGGACGCGUGACCUCCGAUCCCCGGGUGGGUGUUCCACACGUGACUAACGUCUCUGCAGCGCGACAUGGACCCGCCCGUGUGAGCGACCUCGAGGUCGCAAACGGCGCCUGCUAGCGGAGCGGGCCCGGCGCGCUGCCUUGCGGCACACAGCCGCACUCGGACUAUACUAAAGUGUAUCAAGGACUCUUUAAUAGUAAAGAAUCUCUAAUCGAUACUUUGUAAUCGUAACAGUGCAAUUAAACACGCAAUAAUAGUUUGUACUUAAUCUUUAAGAUUGUGAUCUCAGGACGAAUCCUAUCGAAGGCCUUUUAGAAGUCAGUGACGGCUAUCCCAUUAGACUAGUGUUCAACUUUUAGAAGUAUUUUACUGAUAGUUUCGCUGCUCGUAGUGAUCUGUUCGUCGGAACCGCUUUCUCUUUUACUCUAGUUGUAAUCGAAUCUGAGCACAUGAGAGCACACAAUUUACUUUUUUACACGAUAAUCACUUGCUAAGGAUUUGACCGACCAAAUAAAUAAAUUAUAAAGCAAUAAUUAAAGGAUCCAAUAAAUAAAUUUAUAGUGUAGUAAGGUACUUAGUGCGAUCGCAGAUAUAAUGGCGACCGGAAUGUUCGAAGCAGACGGAGUGCGGAGUGCCGGGAACAGGAGUUUGGCGUCCACGUCGGGGAUCAGUCGAAACAAAGCAUUUGUGCGCCAAAAGACAUUUUCGAAUUAUAAAUUAGGUUCAAUCGAAAAAUCUAGAUAAAAAAUAAACGUUAAAAACUAUAUUCGAAUAAAUUGAUCAAGCGAAAGAUGACGAAAUUAUUCUUCCAAACGAAUUUGGCAUUGUUAAUACGUUCUGCAUGAUUUAUUUAUGGCAACCUGUAAGGGCAUUCAGUUUUAUGGCUGGAACUCUGGUCGUAAUUGGAGGGCGAACUUAUAAUUUGUUUGAGGAAUUUCAUCAGACUUGAUUAUUAUCACUGCCACGACGGGGUCGGUUCUUUAAGGCCACUGAAGAGACCAUUGUCUUUGGAAACGCCUUUAAAGAGUAAGGCCCAUAUUUUGUUGUUUUGUUAAUACUAUUAAUACAAGAUUUGUGGGGAUCUAACGGUUUACAUAGCUACAGGUUGUAAACCGUUGAUUCCCACAGAUUAAAAUGACAUUUGUCGCAAAAUGUACUGUAAUUCCAAAAUUUAUUGAUGUUGAGUUGUAACUUAGUUGCGCCAGAUUGGGUACCUCGUGCUAGACGGAGGACUUGUUGGGAAAGGCAUGGAGCUCACUGCCACAAAUGAUGACAGCCAGACAACUGAUAAUUCAUUCGAUCACCGUUGAUAAUAUAUUCUGUACACUUUCAAAAGAGAUAACCCACGUGCUAGAUAGGUCUUGGCGCCUAUAUUGUUCAUAACACGAAACGGAAUCUAUAUGUAUUUAGUGUAUAAGCAUUUUGUGAUUGACUUCCCAAAGGGUUCCUUAUGCUGCAGAAUUAUCCGAAUUAUGCUAUCGCAUGAAAGUGCCACUGAUUCUAAGAAAGAUAAAAUAUUUUGAUAAAAUCUCCCAAUGACUGUGGUUGUGUUCAUUGCAUUAAUAUUGAAGAUCAAUUUCAAAUAAAUUGUGGGAGAUUUUUUCACAUCUACUUACUUGUCAGCCAAUUUGUAUCAUUGUUUUCGACGGAAUGAAUUACUUAUAGGUUUUAUGGCAAUGGCUGUUAUCACCUGUGACAAAUUCCAUACAAAAACGUUCAAACCCCUUUGUUGUGUUCGUAUGGAUAUUAGUAGAUAAUAUUGUAAAAAGGUUGUUUGUCUCGUAAUGUUGUAAGAAGUAACAUUUUAGUCAUGUUGAUUUAACUUGUGAAGUUUAAAGUACUUUGAAAUUGAACAGUAAUUCCAGAUUUUAAACCUAAGUCCACAUUCACAUUAUUUUGCUUAGGACAAUAAAGGUUAUAUUGCAUUUAAUUCAUUGACACGUUUCGGCUUGGCCAAAAUAAAGUUGGUACUUUAACGGUUUUGUUUUGGUUUUCGAGUUUGGAGAAUUACAUACAUAUAUAAGAUCACGCCUAUUUCCCUUUGGGGUAGGCAGAGGCUACGGAAUCCCACUCAUUACAAUCCUGAUUGACCACAUUCGCUUCUUCCACUCUCAUGAAAGUCUUCAUACAAGCACACCAGUUUAUAGUACGGUCACGAGCAUUGAUAUAUAUACACUUUGGUACCAUGUCACAUUAACUUUUUUGACAAAUUGAACUGUAAGUCUCACUAAAUGUCAAAUAUGUUAGUGCGACAGAGUCUUGAAGUGGGUACAUUAUAUUGCUCAUGACUGUACCUACUCUUAAGCUGGCCGUACGCCUCAAAUCGAUAUCAAAGAAUACGAUUCAUGUUCUUAGGAAAUACAUGAAUUAAGGAAAGGUGCGUCAAGUGGAAAAAACAAGGAAAAUGCCCACAAAGGAUUAUAGCUUUGAAGGAAGCUACCGAUCAUCUUCGGCCUUUUCCAGACGAUUAAACGGAGUAUUUCUUGUUUUAGUUAUAAUAUUUAGGUAUCAUACGUACAGUCAUGAGUACAUACGUACCCAAUUAAGAACCCUGUCGCACUAUCAUAUUUGAGAUUUAAAAAGACUUACGGUGUAAUUUGUCAAAAAAGUUAAUGUGACAUGGUAUUAAAGUGAAUACAUAUUAGUACUUGUAAACGUACACCGUAAUAAUUCAUACCAUAAACAUACACCCAGAAACACACCCACCAUCCCCGUUAGGUCAGUUUCACUACCGACUUCUUGUCGAAUUUUCGACGUUUUACUCUUUCGCCCGAAAGAGUAGAUGUGUAUAGUACAGUCAUGAGCAAUAUAAUGUACUUACCCACUUUAGGACUCUGUCGCACUAACAUAUUUGACAUUUAGUGAGACUUACAGUUCAAUUUGUCAAAAAAUGUUAAUGUGACAUGGUACCAAAGUGUACAUUUAAUGCUCGUGACCGUACACAGGCCAACUACAUUUAAAUCCCAGCGUCGCUGACGUCGCUAACUGAAGUAUUUGAAAUUUUUGGCGAAUCUGAUUUGCAAGGUUGCUAUUGUCAAUAAGACACAAAUUAUUUUAGCGAAAAAUUGCAGAUACGUCGCUUUACAAAGUCAGCCACGCCAUGUAAUAGAGAACGAGCCUAUUGCCAUUAACCGGGCACAAAUCUUGUAAAACACGUUUGCUAUAUUUAUCGCAAAAGGAACAUCAGCUACAGGGUAAAGUUGGCAUAUUCAUUUUAUUAUUAUAUUAUAAAACCAAAUGCAUAUGUAGGUGAUUUUUCGUGUAUAUACACGAUUGUAAUCCCUAAUGGGUUGGGCAGAGCCACAGAUAACCUAAAUUACAUUGUAAGUACACGUAGCAUAAUUUUGGCCAAGUCACAAAUAGCAUUUCAAAUAUGAUUGUGAUAAGCAAAAUAAUGUUGACAAAGCUUAAUUAACUCCACGGCAAUUUCAGAUUCCUUAUUCAGCAUAAACUAUGUACUUAAAAUAAAGAGGACGACAGCAGUACAGUCAGUCUUGGUAAAACCACCGAAGUUGAAGAUGUUACGUGUAAAGACGGCGUUCCCCAAAAACACGAUAGAUGGCGUUGUUAAGUUUUUUCUUCGUUUAAACUUCUCAUUUCAUAGAUAACAGACAUGUGCGUAUUUUAUCUUUGUUUUUGGGUAUAAAUGAUGAUUGAUGACCCUUUUUAUUACACCAAGGUACAAUUACAACUUCCAUCCAUUAUUAUUCGAUCAAAAUUAAGAGAAGCAAUAUAGGUAGCAACAUCAUUCUAUACAUAAUGUGAUCCGAAUAACAAGCAACAAUUAGUUUUAUAUAUGCUUCUGCCAUUACAUUUUUGAAUAAUUAUAUACCCCAGCAAUGAGAAAAUAGGUAAUUAUCACGUUAAAGGUGAACAAAGCCAUCUAUCGUGUGUUUGGGGAACGUCGAUUGGAAAGUCCGUCAUUAGCGGCCGGCAUAUCAUAUUUUAUCAAGCCAUUCGCUGUAGCGGGAAUCGACGGUCGUGGACUCGUUGCCACAGCAUAAUUCAUAGAAAAAAAGUUGUGAUACAUCUUUAUACA
Pectinophora gossypiella (pink bollworm) is the source of this 5826-nucleotide messenger RNA. It is a transcript of the gene shakB, whose product is annotated as innexin shaking-B. Gene Ontology annotation, cellular component: plasma membrane; gap junction. The coding region runs from base 679 to 1800 and encodes 373 amino acids. The transcript is spliced from 5 exons. Gene Ontology annotation, molecular function: gap junction channel activity. The record is from RefSeq and is a predicted model, not a curated record. Lineage: Eukaryota; Metazoa; Arthropoda; Insecta; Lepidoptera; Gelechiidae.